Lolium rigidum is the source of this 551-nucleotide messenger RNA. RefSeq lists its product as uncharacterized. The record is from RefSeq and is a predicted model, not a curated record. Lineage: Eukaryota; Viridiplantae; Streptophyta; Magnoliopsida; Poales; Poaceae. The transcript is spliced from 5 exons. Bases 165 to 551 code for a protein of 128 amino acids.
GAGCGUCCAGGACGACGCGGCUCCGGCUGGCCUCGCCGGACGCUUGGCCCCUAACUCGCGCCGCCCCCCAGUCAACCCAAACUGAAUCAUGCUUUCUUUGAUUUCGAUUUUGCAGAGGCUACGUUUCUGUUCCGGUGGUGUUGUUGCGGUGGUGGUGCCCUUCGAUGGUCGUGCUAUGGUGCUGGUGCCCUCCACGUCGUGUCGUCAGGAUGCUACUGCUGGUGUCCACCACGACUCGCUGCACCCUGGCGUCCACCCCUGGGAAGAUGCUAUGUUGUGGUGUUGUUGCCGUGUUGGUGCCCUUCAAUGGUUGUGCUGUGGUGGUGGUGCCCUCCGUUGGAGCUCCAGCCAGCGUCCAUGUCGCCAGAGAUGCUGCUGCUGGUGUCCACCAUGACCUGCUGCAUUAUGCCGUCAACCCCUCGGAAGGAGAGCAUGAGGAUGAGCACAAGCUGCUGGCUUUGAGGACGGUAUUGUCCAAGGUGUCUUUAUUCAUGGAUGGCAGCUACAUGGAAGAAGGAAUGAGGACAAGUCGAAGCAUUCUUGCUGGUUGA